Molecule: messenger RNA, 2151 nt
Organism: Monomorium pharaonis (pharaoh ant)
Lineage: Eukaryota; Metazoa; Arthropoda; Insecta; Hymenoptera; Formicidae
Exons: 7
Coding region: 737-2068 (443 amino acids)
Cellular component (GO): membrane
Molecular function (GO): ligand-gated monoatomic ion channel activity
Source: RefSeq, a predicted model, not a curated record
CAAAUAAAUGUUCAAACAUGUAUUAAUAAUUUUUAUGUUUUCUUAUAUUAUGUUUUAUUUAUAUUAUGAAGUCAUGACAUGCGUAUAUCAGUAUCGUCAGACAUUGAUCGUUUCAGUCUUCGUAUUUGCCGUAUGAUAACAGUUAAUAUGACGUCAAAGUAUCGAAUAAUUUAGUUGGGGGGAAAAAGCAUUAUGCAAAUCAUGAUAGCGAUUAAAAUUCAUAUAUCAUGAACAGAUAACGUAAGCAAAAUGUACUCCGGGAUAUCUCCAGUUUGAUCUAUGUCAAAACUAUUACAAACCGGAUACAUAAAUGCUGUAUAUAAUCCUAUAGUCUGUAAAAUAUGUAUUUAUUCUCAUUGUUAGAUGAAGUUUAAACAUUCAUCAAAUUUAUUCAAAUUUAUAAAUACUGCAUUAAUACAACAUUUACAUACGUAUUUUUUCUUUCUUUCAGCUAGAAAAAGAAUUGUUUCAAGCAUAAGAAUUGAUUAGUGUUAAAAAAAAUUUCAGGAAAAAAUUUUAUCUGAAACAACACAUAGAACGUUGAUAAUCUUUUUUAUCUCUCAUUACAUUAUAGACAAUAUGAUCAAUAUGAUGAUCAUAAUUUCCGUAAUUACUGAUAUGCAACAAAAUAAUGUAUCAUUAUUGUUACAAAUCGACAAGGCACGUGUAAGGUAUUUUUCUGAUACGCGCAUUAUUCUUAUUGCUAUACAUUGAAGCGUUGCCAUCAUCUGAAACGAUGAACAGCGUAAUUUGGAAUAAGAUGAAGAAGGCUUUCGUACCAAUCUCUAGCGUGCCGAUGUUUGCCAUGAUGCAACAAGAAAAUCUUAGACAAAGUCGAGCACUGGAAACUCACAAUUUCCAAUUGCAAAAUUUGACUCUAACAUCUUUUGAGGAACCAUAUUUCCUCGAAUUUUAUGAUAAUGAUACGAAAGUUACAGGACUCUGCGGUGAAUUAUGGAUUCUACUUUCUGAAAAAUUGAAUUUUACAUUACAACCAGUAAGGUCAAAUGAAAUAGGCCUCGGUGUAAGAAACGAGACCAUUUAUCCAAAUGGAUUACUGGGCUUAAUUUCACGCAAUGAAACUAUCGCAAUUCCCAAAGUCGAAAUGUUCAAUACUCGACGUACAGCUACUGAGUUUACCGUACCUUUGUGGUUAACCAAGCAGCGUUUGUAUAUUCACAGUGACACAACAGCAUAUGACAACACAUGGAUGGCAAAAGUGUUCUCCUGGAAAAUAUGGUGUUUUAUAUUAGUUAUGUAUUUAUUACUAAGCGUAUGUAGUUUUUGGUCACAAAUUAUUCUUGAACGUAUUGAAAAUAAUAGCAAACGCUCGACUAUCAGCGAUCAUAUUUUUUAUAACUUUGGAAUGCUCUGUAAUCAAGGCUCUAUUCCCAAUAUUUUAAAUGGAAGAUCAAAGAUAGUAGAAAUAGUGCUGGGCUUAUUUUGUUCUAUAUUGUACAUGGCAUUUGGAGCUUUGUUAUUCGUUUUUAUAGCUAAAAAAGUUAGCAAUAUACCGCCAUUCGAUAAUUUGGACACUCUGCUGACUGACACUUCAUAUAAGGUUAUUGUUUUAAAUGGUUCUAUUGGAGACAUCGCUUUUAAGGGAAUUACUAGGGAGCCUUACGUAGGAUUGAAAAAUGAAAAACGCGUUAUUAUUUCAUCAACAAUCGAAGAAAUGUUUAAACUAGUAUGUAAAAAAGGCAAAAAGAAGUAUACCGUAUUCCAAAGUACAGAUGAGUAUAAAACAAGAAAAGUUGAAUGUCGUUUAACUUCAAUUGGAGAUCCUUACCAUAAGACAUGGGCAGCUUCGGGCAUUGUGAGAAAUUUUAAAUACAAAAGGACCAUUGACCUUGGGAUACUCAGAUUAAAGGAAGUUGGAUUAUGGAAAGCGUUAAAACAUCGAUGGUUGACAAAUAUUCAUCAACACAGUAGUUCCAAGAUAAUUGAAGCGAUUAGAAUAGAUCAAGUUUCUUUAAUAAUUUUAAUGAUGUGCUGUGGAAUAAUAAUAGCUGUUAUUAUUUUUAUAAUCGAAAAAAUUGUGUAUGCUUAUAAACAAAAGCUGUCAUGACUUUUUAUUUAUACUGUCAUAAAUACAUUUUAUUAAAAAAAAUAUUUACCAGAGCAGUUAAUCUUCUCUCACAUACACACACA